Argentina anserina (silverweed cinquefoil) is the source of this 1405-nucleotide messenger RNA. RefSeq lists its product as uncharacterized. The record is from RefSeq and is a predicted model, not a curated record. NCBI's taxonomy places the organism in Eukaryota, Viridiplantae, Streptophyta, Magnoliopsida, Rosales, Rosaceae. The coding region runs from base 178 to 1251 and encodes 357 amino acids. The transcript is spliced from 11 exons.
UUACUUGUUUUCGUCUUUUCAUUAAUUUAAAGCCUCACGCCUUAACCACAGCAGCAGACCAAGACCGGAUCGAGGUUUUUGUAUAGAUUCUCUGCGGGUUUGGGACUGUUUGUAAUGCGAUUGUUGUUGAUGAUCUCGUGGAUGAGGAGGAAGAGGUGUGUGUUGUAAUCAGACAGAAUGACGCAUGCUUCUUUCACGCCGCGAAGCUCGGCCUAUCUCGACGCUCUCACUCAGGAAAUCGAGAAGAAGCUCCAGCGGGCCCUAGCUUCUCCGUCGCUGCGGCGCAACUUGUUGCAGGAGCUGUUUACUGACAUUGCGUUAGAGAUUGAUGAGCGGGCCAAAGAUAUAAUUCUCAGCCAGGAAGAUGAUGCAAUUGCUCCUGCAGAGGAUUGCAUUUAUAGUCAGCUAUGCUUUCAUGAUGUGCUUGCUGCCUAUUAUGUUUGGAAACCUGAGAGCGGAAAACACAUUCUUGAUCUGAUUGUCCAACUCUGGAGCCAGUCAUUUGCAUCUCAUAUUUUCGCCUUGUUAUUUCACAAAUGGCUUUUUGAAGUUCAACUUGACAACUCUGAAGUCCUUCUGCGAUUCUCAUCUGCUCUUGUUCAAGGGGCUACAAAUGUUUUCUGGAUUGACAUUCAGUCAAAUUUAAGGCGAUUUGAAUCCCUCUUUCUUUAUCUUCUUGAGGAUGUUGCCUUGGAACCCACCCGAUUAAAUAAAAUUCCUGUACAGGUCCAGCGAGAUCUGUAUCUGUUACUGUCGAGGUUUAUAUUCUUUUAUAACUCAGUUGACAAACUUGAGAGCUUCUUAAGGCAAUUUCCCGUUUUCCCGAAUGCUUUUCUGGUUGGUGGUCCUGCAGACUUCUUUGUUAUUGAACUUGCAGAUCAGCUUCAAAAACUGAAGGUGGAACCGGUAUUGCUCCAUUACUUCUCACACAUUAGAGUUCUCCAGGGUAUGGAGCUGAGAAUGGCCACAAGUACAAGGUUAAAGAGUUGUUUGUAUAGCUUCACUUCUCCUGGUGGUCCAAUGUACCCGACAAGAGUUGUUCGUCAUGCUGCCUGGGAUGCUUUAGAUUUGCUUUUCCCAGUUGGGCGAUAUCCUCGACAUCUUAUAAGCCUGUUCUUCCGAUUGUUGUAUCCAUGGUACUGGCCCGCUUCUUGCUGGAACUUUGUGAUGGAUUGCAUAAAGGCAGUAUUGUAUUCUUUAUUGAGCAUAAUCUAUUCAAGUAUAGAGAAGCUGAAGAGGCCAAAGUUUUAACUUGUAACAAUUCCGGAUAAUGUAGGCUUCUGUAUAGUUAAAACUCUAAACUGCUAGGAUAGUCAAUGUCGUUUUUGUAUUAUCUGUAUUGUACAUGAGCUGUUUUUGCCAUCAGCCUUUUGGUUCCGUCAUAUAUUGGAUUUUCCUGUUUGUU